Xenopus tropicalis (tropical clawed frog) is the source of this 1040-nucleotide messenger RNA. RefSeq names its product Glycoprotein 25L (gene gp25l). Lineage: Eukaryota; Metazoa; Chordata; Amphibia; Anura; Pipidae. The record is from RefSeq and is a predicted model, not a curated record. The transcript has 5 exons. The coding region runs from base 19 to 675 and encodes 218 amino acids. Gene Ontology annotation, cellular component: cytoplasm; endoplasmic reticulum membrane; membrane.
AACACACUGGGAGCCACAAUGAAUCCUAUAAUUGCUCCAUAUAUAAUGUUUCUAUUUUUCUGGCCUCUGUCAUCUGCUAUGUAUUUUCAUGUAGCAGAAAAAGAGGAGAAAUGCCUUAUAGAAGAUCUCCCAUCAGAAACACUGGUCACAGGUCGUUACAAGAUACAAAAAUGGGAUUUGAAAGAACAUGACUUCCUCCCGUCUGCGCCCGGACUAGGAAUGGUUGUGACUGUUACAGCACCAAACGGAGAGGUAUUGCUGUCAAAGUUAUAUGGGCCAGAUGGAAAAUUUACUUUCACAUCUCAUUCUCCUGGAGAGCACACAAUCUGCCUUCAGUCCAAUUCGACAAACCUUAUAGCUUUUGUUUCAAAUAAAUUGCGUAUUCACUUUGACAUACAAUCGGGGGAAAAUCCACUCGAUUUUCAUAUAAUUAAUGCAAAAGACAAAGUUAAAGAGGUAACAUAUGGUCUUGAACACCUUAGAGGGGAAAUAAAUCAUAUUAUUAAGCAACAGGAAUAUCAAAGAGAGCGAGAGGAGCAUUACAGAGGAAAGAGUGAAGAAACUAACAACAAUGUGCUGUGGUGGGCUAUUAUACAGACUGCAAUCCUAACAUCCGUUGGCAUAUGGCAAAUCAAGCACUUUAAGGAUUUUCUGAUUGCCAAAAAAGUUGUAUGAAAUCAAUAAAAUGUAAUUGGAUAUAUUUAGUAUAUGUAAUAAAAGUUUGCAGUAACACAUAGCAACCAAUAAGAUGUUUGCUUUUAAACUGGUGACAGUAAGUGCUAACUGCUGAUUGGUUGCUAUGGGUCACUGCUACUGGGCAAACUUUUUUAUUACAUAUACCCAUUUGUGUUUUCAAUGUUAAGUUAGCAUUUAUAUCCUAAACAAUGUCCAUACUGCUGAGUAUUCAUACAUUUUUCACUCUCUAAACCACAUUUUACAAAUAAAAAUAUAAACUAUAUAAAUGUAAAUUAAGCAUACACUGAAAAGUGUUAUUCCUUGAUGCUAUCCCAAUAAAUAAAGUACAAAUACGGGAUCUCUUA